AUGCGCAAGCUUCGCUACAACGUCGCCUCAACUCUGGAUGGCUUCAUCGCAUCUUCAGACCACACAACAAGUUGGAUCGUUGAAGACGCUAGCAUCGACUUCACCAGCCUCUACGCUCAAUUCUUAACUUUUAUCAUGGGUCGGCACACAUACGAGACUAUGCUCUCAUUCGGCGAAUCCAAUCCUUUAAAGUCAAAGUCUGUUGUUGUCGUUAGUCGUAAAAUGAGUCCUGACCAGCAGCUAGGCGUUGAAGUCAUCAGGGAUGAUGUCAUUAACUAUGUAAAAAGGCUGAAGGCUAAGGAAGCUGGAGAAGGCAACGAUAUCUGGGUCAUGGGCGGCGGUUCCUUGGUCGGUUUGUUUUUGAAGGAGAGGUUAGUGGAUAGCGUGGAGGUAGCGAUCAUGCCUGUUGUGCUUGGCGAGGGAGUGAAGAUCAUUCAUCUCCCUGCUGAGGGAGAGUCAAGAGAGAGUAAGGAAUGUACAAGAUGGACCUUGAAGCUUGAAGACUGUGAAAAGAAAGACAGCGGGAUUGUCAUGACAAGAUACGGGGUUUUUUAUGAAUGCUGA
Molecule: messenger RNA, 564 nt
Organism: Alternaria atra
Lineage: Eukaryota; Fungi; Ascomycota; Dothideomycetes; Pleosporales; Pleosporaceae
Exons: 1
Coding region: 1-564 (187 amino acids)
Biological process (GO): riboflavin biosynthetic process
Molecular function (GO): 5-amino-6-(5-phosphoribosylamino)uracil reductase activity
Source: RefSeq, a predicted model, not a curated record